Messenger RNA from Megalops cyprinoides (Indo-Pacific tarpon), 834 nucleotides. RefSeq names its product DET1- and DDB1-associated protein 1-like. The record is from RefSeq and is a predicted model, not a curated record. Gene Ontology annotation, biological process: positive regulation of proteasomal ubiquitin-dependent protein catabolic process. The transcript has 5 exons. Lineage: Eukaryota; Metazoa; Chordata; Actinopteri; Elopiformes; Megalopidae. Gene Ontology annotation, cellular component: Cul4-RING E3 ubiquitin ligase complex. Bases 412 to 720 code for a protein of 102 amino acids.
UCUGUUUGUAGCCAAUCAAAACGCAGAGCCGAGGCCCGACGCCAAGCGUCCAGAGAGUAGUGUUAAAUCUUGCGUGUGUCGGUGCAAAAAUGGUGGAUUUCGGCUAUCUUAAAAUACAUAUUUGAGUAGAGCUGUUACAGUAGCUGACCGGAUAGCUUACGAUAUUAACUUGCUAGAACAUAAUACCACAAUUGUCUGUGUAACGUGGAGCCAGUUUAUUAGUGCAAGUGCAAGUUUAUUAGUUUGCCGGGUUAAAGAGUGAAUGGUUUCUUAGCUAGACUAGCUAGCUGCGGCUGGGUUGUUGAAGCUAGUAAGCUAGCUGCUUGAUGGUAAUUUAGCUAACAGCUCUUGCUGUUUGCUAUUUUUAAUAUUUGGCACUCUCCUUUUCUGACAUCACAGGCUCGACAAACCAUGGAUAAGGCGGAUUUCCUCAAAGGCUUGCCGGUCUACAACAAGAGCAACUUCAGUAGGUUCCACGCAGACUCUGUGUGCAAAGCAUCGAACAGGAGACCGUCUGUGUACCUGCCCACUCGAGAGUACCCCUCUGAACAGAUCAUCGUCACAGAGAAGACCAACAUUCUGCUGCGCUACUUCCACCAGCAGUGGGACAAAAAGAAUGCACCGAAGAAGCGCGAGCAGGAGGCGGGAGAUGCAGAGAGCCCCGCCCCUCCGCGGAAGCUGGCCCGCAGAGACAGCCAAGAGAUGAAUGAGGACACUUAGACAGCCCGCCACGGUGACGAGGGACACAGCACACAUGCAAACACACGCACACACACUGCUGCGUACUCCACGCAGGUGACACACUAUCAGCCAGUCACGCAGGGUGUGGCCAGG